Molecule: messenger RNA, 1095 nt
Organism: Malassezia sympodialis ATCC 42132
Lineage: Eukaryota; Fungi; Basidiomycota; Malasseziomycetes; Malasseziales; Malasseziaceae
Source: the annotation of a RefSeq genome assembly
GACGCGGUGUGGUUCGCCGCGGCGCUCGAGGGCUGGGCCGUCGCGCGCACGCUGCUCGCGCGCCUCGGCGGCGACGCCGCGGCGCAGGCGCCGGGGCGGCUGUACCCCCUCACGCCCGGGCGCGAGAAGGAGGUGCGCGAGCCGGGCCCCGAGUCGCAGGCGUGGCGCGACGUCGUCGAGGCGUACGGCCUCGCGCUGAGCAUCUACCAACAGUGCCUCGCGCCGCCGCACGUCCAGCUCGAGUCCGCGCGCUCCAUGACGAACGACACGCCGCGCGACUACACGCCGCCGCUCGUGCACGCGACGGCGUGCCUCUCGUACGCGCGCUUCCUCCUCGCGCUCUUCGCGUCCGGCGGCUGGAACGGCGAGGCGUUCGACCAGCUCGUGUACGGCGGCGUGCCGCCCGCGCUCGACACCGGCGUGCCGCUCACGUUCGCCGAGCACGCGCACCUCGCCGCCGUCUCGGGCGUGUACCGCCACGAGAUCGCCGCGGCCGUCCACAUGGCCUGCACGCCGUCGCUCCGCCUGCUCCCCGCGCCGGACCAGCUGUCGGUCUUCAGCGCGAUGUACCACCUGCUCAGCCUGCUCGGCCUCGCGCGCAGCGCCGCGCACAUGGCGCGCGUCCUCGGCGCGAUCGUCAGCGGGCUCCUCGCGCGCUCGCUCGCCGCGCGCGCGUCGCGCGCGCCGCCGAGCAUCGCGUGGGACGCGCAGCGGCCGCUCACGAGCGCGCCGCCGGGCGUCGACGUGCUGCUGGACGGCACGCACGCGCACGCGAACCCCGCGCUCGUGCUCGGCCUCGUCGCAUGCGAUGCGUACGGCCUCGACAUCCUCUCGACGCCGCUCCUGCAUGUGCCGCCCACGCACAUCCUCGAGCGGGCGCGCCGGCGCGUGUGUGCGCACGCGUACACCGACGUGCUUGCGAGCGCGCUCGGCGUGCGCGACGCACAGGCAUGGCUCCCCGCGCUGAGCGCCAGCGCGGCCGUCGCGCGGCACCAGGCCGCGCGCCCCGCGUUCGGGUGGCGCGAGCUGCAGGCGCAGCUGCUCAAGGACCUCCUCGUGCAGUGCGAGAGCGUCCACGAGCACGUCGGCCAGGUG